Messenger RNA from Sorex araneus (European shrew), 2276 nucleotides. It is a transcript of the gene SLC25A18, whose product is annotated as solute carrier family 25 member 18. Gene Ontology annotation, biological process: L-glutamate transmembrane transport; malate-aspartate shuttle; aspartate transmembrane transport. Bases 760 to 1707 code for a protein of 315 amino acids. NCBI's taxonomy places the organism in Eukaryota, Metazoa, Chordata, Mammalia, Eulipotyphla, Soricidae. The transcript is spliced from 12 exons. Gene Ontology annotation, molecular function: L-glutamate transmembrane transporter activity; L-aspartate transmembrane transporter activity. The record is from RefSeq and is a predicted model, not a curated record.
GACUGAGCCACGGCCCCAAAGAAUUAUUUUGUAUCUGCUAGUCUCCUUUCUGCUACCACAACUCACCCUUGUUUCCACAGGCAAUAGCUAAACUUUCUGAACUGAAUUACUCGCCAAGAGGCAGCUGGAAAAUCCCCAAAUCUGGCUCUUGUGUGCAAGUUCCCAGCCCCAGUCUGCCUCCAUGGUGUGCAUAUAAAUUUACACACCCUUGAAAAGUUUGAAAAACCACAACUUGCACCUACAAUCUUGGAUUUGAACUUCAUCCUGGAAGUAUAUGACAAGGAUAGAGUAGCUUUAUAGUAGUUAAAAGCCGGCAAGUACUUCGAGUGGAGUACUUUUCUUGGAUUGUAUCCAAGGUUUUUGCUUUGGGAAGAAACAGUUCUUAGUGGAAAAAUGAAUCUCCAAGACCUGUGCACUCUCUGAGAAGUAAGAUGAAGAUUGCCUAGCUUGCUGCCAAAUUUUCUCUUCUCUCCCGUGAAGGACUGAGGGCGUGAGGAGAGGACAGGAGCGAGCAGCACUGUGUUCCCCCUUCAGCAGCUGCCCCCCGACUGCCCUGUGACUGCAUCUGGCAGAGGCAGCGGCUCCUUGCAGAGAGCAGCAGCCAACACACUCUAAAAUCCUGACAUUGUCCCAACACAUCCCUCAAGAUUCCAACUUUUAGAGGCUCCGGCCACAGCCACAGACCCUCCUUCCAUCACAGCCCGCCCAGGACACCUCCCCUGAGGAGUGAGCGCACCAGCAGCCCUCACUGCCUGCAGAAUGUCCAACCAGGAUUUGAGUAUUGCAGCAAAGCUCAUCAAUGGCGGUGUGGCGGGGCUCGUGGGGGUGACCUGUGUGUUUCCCAUCGACUUGGCCAAGACUCGACUGCAGAACCAGCAAGGAAAAGAUGUCUACAAAGGAAUGGUCGAUUGCCUGAUGAAGACAGCUCGGGCAGAGGGAUUCUUGGGCAUGUACCGAGGGGCUGCAGUGAACCUGACCUUGGUGACUCCGGAGAAGGCCAUUAAGCUGGCUGCCAAUGACUUCUUCCGGCAGCUUCUGAUGGAAGACGGGAAGCAGCGGAAUCUGAAGAUGGAGAUGCUAGCUGGAUGUGGAGCAGGAAUGUGCCAGGUGGUAGUUACCUGUCCCAUGGAAAUGCUCAAGAUUCAGCUGCAGGACGCCGGGCGCUUGGCCACCCAUCCUCAGGGGUCGUCCGCAGCACCUUCCUCCUCUAGGUCCUAUACCACCGGCUCCGCGUCCACCCACAGGCGUCCCUCUGCUACUCUCAUUGCCUUGGAGCUGCUGCGCACCCGGGGCUUGGCUGGCCUCUACACGGGGCUGGGUGCCACCCUCCUCAGAGACAUCCCCUUCUCCAUCAUCUACUUCCCGCUCUUUGCCAACCUGAACAACCUCGGCUACAGCGAGCUGACGGGGAAGGCUUCCUUUGCUCAUUCCUUUGCAUCGGGCUGUGUGGCCGGCUCCCUGGCCGCAGUCAUGGUGACACCUCUGGACGUUUUGAAAACUCGAAUUCAAACCCUGAAGAAAGGCCUGGGUGAGGACAGCUACAGCGGCAUCACUGACUGUGCAAGGAAAGUCUGGACUCAGGAGGGACCAUCUGCAUUCCUGAAGGGAGCAGGCUGUCGGGCCCUUGUCAUUGCUCCACUCUUCGGCAUCGCCCAAGGUGUCUAUUUCAUUGGAAUUGGAGAGCGCAUCUUGAAGCUCUUUGAGUAGAUGUUGCGGGGACUCAAGUCCGUUGUACCUGGAACAAGAGGGCCCGCCGCUCUAUUUUGCCUUUAACUUGUAGUGCUACCUCAGUCUUGGAAGAAAGCACCUUCUUUUAGUAGCAGCUGAGUCUCCCCCAUCCUUCCCAUGUGCGUGCAGAACGACAGCCGCAUUCACUUCCUCUCGGGCUGCACCUACCGGGGGUCUUCAGAAGCCCCAACCUACUUCCUAACAAUGCUUGCUUGGGUUGGAUUAGUUGCAGAAGCUUAACAGUAGAGAUAGAAGGGUUGUUUCUAUAUUUCUAUUUCAUCCUCAAACUUAGUAUACUUGAGAUAGUUUGAGGAUUUUAGUAUUGUUACUUCUAAUUAAAAUGGAACAAAACUGACUUAGGGUUAGUUGAGCUCUGACUGACAAAAGCUAUAGGAACAGUGAGGCCAGCGUGAAACUAGCACAGCCUUCACCGAAGCCUCCACUGAGCAUCCUGGAUCCAGGUCACCCCAUCCCAAACCCUCCUCUGGGCACAGGCGCUGCCAACACCGUGUCCAUGAAACACUGAAAUAAAGCUGACUGGUUUGAAA